UAAAUUGCCAAUGUAUUUUGUUCACAUUGAUGUAGUAUUAUGAUCGUUCCAGUCAAUGAUUUAGCUAAUCCGAUGCGUUAUCUACUUCAGCCAAUUCGAGUUCACUUAAAGUCAUUAUUCACGUUUAUCUCUGACAAUAUACGAACGAUCAUCAACGGUGCAGUGAAACUGUUGGGUGCAGUACAAUUGUUGAGAGUUUGCGAUAUGCCAAAGAAAAUUAAGAUUGUGAUCGUUGGCGCGGGUGCAGCUGGCAUUGCAGCUGCCUCGAGGCUGAUGCAGAAAAAUGUGGACGAUUUUAUAAUACUGGAAGCCAACGAUAGGAUUGGUGGUAGAAUAUAUACUACAAAUUUCGGUGACAAUGUAGUGGAUCUCGGAGCUCAGUGGGUCCAUGGACAGACUGGAAACAUAGUAUUUCAGCUUGCCUCCAAACACGAUUUGCUGGAUUCGAAUGCAGGCUUACUUGAUCCCAGCAAACAUGAAUUUAUUACCAUUAAUGGUGAAAUAAUGCCCGAAAAGGAAAGUAGCGAAGCUCUGAUGAUUUAUCACAAUAUAGUAAAACAAGCAGAACUUAACAAGGAAAAAGGAUCUUAUGGAGAUUAUUUUAUAAGAGAAUAUUACAAAAUUUUUGAUGAGAAACCUUUUAUGAGUCGUGCUCGAGUUCCUGAAUAUUUAUCUUGGAUAGAAAAGAUGGAAAAUUCUAUACAAUGCAGCGAUACGUGGUUUGACGUUUCCGCAAAACGUUUGGCAGGAUAUUGGGAGUGCGAAGGCGAUCUUACAUUAAAUUGGAAGGAUCGUGGUUAUAAAACAAUUUUUGAUUUAUUAUUGCAAAAAAUUCCAAAUGCAGAGGAAUGCUUGCCAGUGAUGGAAAGAAUAGAAUUUGGAAAAGUCGUAUCAACUAUAAAUUAUAGCUCAGACAAAAAUGUUACAGUGAUCACUAGAGAUGGAUGCGAAUAUUCUGCAUUGCAUGUUAUAUUCACUGGAUCUCUAGGUGUUCUAAAAGAGAAACAUUCUACGAUGUUUAUACCAUCUUUGUCACAAAAGAAACAACGUGCGAUAGAGGGAUUAAAUCUCGGAACAGCGAAUAAGAUUUUCCUCGAAUUUCCGCACAGAUGGUGGCCGGAUAAAGCCAGUUUUAAUUUUAUCUGGUCAGAAACAGAUAAGGAGGAAUUCUUGCAAAACUAUGGUCAAAAUAGCGAGUGGCUCUGCGAUGUAUUCUCGAUUUUUGAUGUAGCUUAUCAACCGAAUGUUUUAUGCGCUUGGAUGGCAGGAAAAAAUGCGAGAUACAUGGAAACCUUGUCGGACAUUGAUGUAUUCGACGGAUUGUAUCUAUUGUUAACAAAAUCAUUCGGAAAAUAUUAUAAUGUUGUAAAGCCAAAAAGAAUAUUAAGAUCCAAGUGGUACACUAAUGAGCAUUUUCGAGGCUCGUAUAGUUUUCAAAGCAUGGUAUCCGAGCAAAUGGAUGUAGAACCAAAAGAUUUGGCCGAGCCGAUCAUGAAUGGAAAUAAACCUAUAAUUCUUUUCGCUGGAGAAGCUACGCAUGAUCAUUAUUAUUCCACUGUGCAUGGCGCUGUGGAAACAGGUUUCCGUGAAGCGGAUAGACUAAUCGCCUUUGAAAGAACGUGGAAUCGCUUAGAUCGACUGAUUAACAACUUCGACGAAACAUUGCGGAUAGAGAUUGACGCGAGUGCGAGAGGAACAGAAAGGACAAAAGUUGUGAUAAUAGGUGCAGGAAUUGCAGGAUUAGCGGCGGCGAAAACAUUAGAAGAUGCGGGAUUCACGGAUUAUCUUCUUCUCGAAGCUCAAGACAUAAUUGGAGGAAGAAUUCAUUCCAUCCCAUGGAACGAUGGCUGGAUAGAUUGCGGGGCACAAUUCUUGCAUGGUGAUAAGAGCAGGUUAGCGCAAUAUUGUUUCAACAAUGAUUUAUUGUCGAAUAUUCAAGGCACGGACGGUGAGGGAAUUUUCUUGCGCGACGAUGGAACGAUAAUGAGCGAAAACUUGGUUCGCGAAGUCGACGAUCUCGUGCGAACUGUUUCGGAUGAUGUUUGUGAGUCUCGGAGGUCUUUAAAGGAGCAAGAGAGUAUCGGUUCUGUCAUGAGAAAUAGUUUUGAGAAUUAUUUACGUGAGGGAGGCGAUUCUUUAAUGGAGAGGAGGAUGAAGGAGGAAAUUUUCGAUUGGAACGUGCGGUUUCUUCUAGUAGACAAUUGUUGCCACUCUUUGGAUGAUUUAUCGGCGGUCCUGUGGGGAAAAUUUAAGUAUGUUGGUGGACCGGAACAUUUGCUCUUCAAAUCCGGUUAUAGUUCCUUGACAAAUCUUCUCGUUGGCAAUCUGAACGAGCAAAAAGUGCGUUUAGCUAUGCCCGUGGAGACUAUUUACUGGCGGGAUUCUGUCGAUUCUGAAAAGGAUUCUCCGAUCAUCGUGACAACUUCCGAGGGAACGCGAAUCCUAACUGAUGCGGUCAUAGUCACUUGUUCGCUCGGCUAUUUGAAGGAAAAUCAUCGAAAGAUGUUCCAACCAUUGUUACCGAACUAUCUGAGCGUCGCUAUCGAGGAUCUUGGUUUUGGAACGAUUAAUAAAAUUUUUCUGGACUUUGGCGAGCCCUGGUGGCAAAGUGACGUGAAUGGUUUCCAAUUGCUUUGGCGCAGAGACGCCGAUCGCCAAUCCUUACCGGAAUGGACCAGAGACCUCACGGGAUUCGACGUUCUGCCGACUCAUCCGGCCACUCUCAUAGUGUGGGUCGGCGGGCAAGGAGCACGUAUCAUUGAAAAUUUAUCGGAACAGACAAUCGCGCAAGAUUGUGUGAAUCUCUUAACGCGUUAUUUGCAAUAUCGCGAUAUUCCGCCAGUGAAGAAAUGCGUUCGAACCAAAUGGAAUGGGAAUAAAUAUGUAAGAGGUGGUUAUAGUCACAUCACAAAAAGCUGCGAGAAGGAUAAUGUCUCGCCUAAAACGUUAGCCCAACCAGUCUGGACGACAAUAUCGCAGAAUGACGCGAAGAGAAAGCAGAAUUUACCAAUUAUAUUGUUCGCUGGUGAAGCCACACAUGACGAGUUCUAUUCGACGACGCAUGGAGCUUAUGAGACAGGAAUUCAUCAAGCUGAAGUAUUCUUGAAGCAUCACGCGAACAUCAAGUAAUUCAAAGAAUUCAAAAGUUUAUCUCAGCGAGAAUAUCGCAGCUAAUCCUUUCCUCCA
This is a messenger RNA of Pogonomyrmex barbatus (red harvester ant), 3186 nucleotides long. RefSeq names its product spermine oxidase. Gene Ontology annotation, molecular function: polyamine oxidase activity. The record is from RefSeq and is a predicted model, not a curated record. NCBI's taxonomy places the organism in Eukaryota, Metazoa, Arthropoda, Insecta, Hymenoptera, Formicidae.